ACAAAAUUUUACCUCUAUUUAACGACUGUACAUUGAUUACAACGUGAUUACUACUUUCGAUUUCGGUUGAGCCGACUAUUCUGGGAAUUAUCGCCCCUAACACUUUCGUUUUCACACGCACGACUAUUCUAGGAAUUAUCGCCCCUAACACUUUCGUUUUAAUACGCACAGUUUGGCGAUGAUCUUGAUUAGUCGGCCCUCUGAAUAAAUCAUUAUACCUAAGCUGUCAACUUGCAGUGUCCUGUGUGGUUAAUUAAUAAAACCCGCAUUGUUGUUUAUUUAACAAAAUCAAGGAUCAGGGAAUCAAGGCUGGUGUAUUUGAAGGUGUGAAUUUUGACAAACUUUAAGAAGUGCCGGGUAGGCUAGAUCGGAAAUGAAAAUCUACCACUUAUUAUACCAUUAUGUUCAACAGAGUAAAAAAUUUGCCCGAUUGCGAUAUAAAUCAGGUAAAUAUUGUGCUCAGGACUAAAAUUUUAAAUGGAGUAUUCACAGUUUUCCUGCAUGAGAUACUAGAGGUUUCCAGAAUAAUGACCGGAACUAGCGGCUCACUUCGACAUGUCCCGAGUAUUUGACAUGUCCGAGUUCAAGAAAAUUGCCUGCAUUAGUUCUAAGCUUAAAAGAUUUGCUGUGCAUAUACAAUGGAUAUAUUGUAAUUUAUUUAAUGUUUCUCAAAUUGAAUAACAUUUUUCCAGCACGUAUUGUACAAAAGGAGACGCAACACUUCACCAUUUGUUUUCUUACCACAAGUGCUGCAUUUUUUAGUUACACUGUACAAGUAGGCUAUACAUGAAUACCCUUUACAACAAAGUGUUUAUAAGUUUUAGAAAAUUUACAUGCAGUUCAUAAAUAAUUUUUAAAUCUCAUGUAAAUGUGUAAUAUGAAAUGCAUGAAAAGUUUAUCAUUCUUAAAUAGAUUAAAUGUAAUUUUGAUGAAUAAAAAAUUAUGAUACAACACAUUGUAUUCUAGAUUUUUAACUACAGUGUAUUAUUAAUUUUAUUUUACAACUAUUAAAACCGUACUUGAUAUUCUUAAUGAUAAAUUCCAAAUACAUGUAGUCAUUUACUCCAUUUAUGUAUAAAUUAUUUGUGAAAUUUUAUCCAUUAACUGCGGAAAAUAGGCAACCUGUAUUAAGAGACCACCUGUCAUAUGUGACCUUUUUUCCAUUCUCCGUUGGACGGUCUCUUAAUACAGGUUGACUGUAUAUACCAAGUUUGGCCCUGCCCUAGAGUCAUCAGUUUUUUGAGAAAUGGCCAAUAUUUGACAGUUUUUUCCCCACCCCUAAGGCCACGGGGGAGCAGGAGUCCUGAAAUUUACAAUUCAUGUUCCCCUUGUCCCAAAGAUGCUUCUUACCAAAUUUGAAAAGAAUUGGAAUGGUAGUUUUCAAGAAGUUAAAAUUUCUAUUGUUUACACAUUAAAACUGACCAUUUUGGCCCCACCCCGAUACCAAAACCCCUACCCCUGGGAUCAUCAAAUUUACAAUUUUUAGUUAGUGAAAGACAACCUGCUCUUUCUAAAUAUCCAUUCAGUUUCAAUUUGGUAUCAAUAGCACUAAAGAAGUUGCACAUUAACACCAUAUACCAAGUUUAGCCCUACCCUGGGGUCAGAACCCCUACCCCUGGGAUCAGAAAUUAUAAUUUUGGUAGAGGCCUUCCUGCUCUACAUCACUAUGCAUUUAGUUUUCUUACACAUGUGCGGUUGUAGAGAAGAAGAUUUUUGAAAAUUGAUCAAUUUUGGUUAAUUUUUGCCCCGCCCCUAGGAGUCCUGAAAUUUACAAUUUAUGUUCCCCAUGUCCUAAAGAUGCUUCAUACCAAAUUGAAAAGAAAUGGAAUAGUAAUUAUCAAGAAAUUAAAUUGUUCAAUUGUCAAUGCAGGGUGGAUGACUACCAAUUGCAAUAGGUCACUUUAGUUUACGCAGGUGACUUAAUAAAAGACACCACAGAGUUGUCUACUUCUGGUUCAUACAAAGAUGUUUGAUUGAAAAUAGAUAUUAAAGGACACAUGACACAAAAAAUCAUUUGUCUGUAAUCAUUGUCUUUAUAAUCCUUAAGUCAGAUUCUCACAAUGAAUCUGUUAAACACGCAUCCGUUUCACAGCUAAAGCUGUAACACUGUACUGAUAAGCAGCCUGACCUCAAUAUGCAUAUUCUAAACCCCAGAGAUUGAAAACAGUCGGGGUGACGUCAGAGAUGAGCUACAGCACAGAGAUGCUAAAUGCUUCUACAGAAGAGAUACUAUAAAUCUUUCUUAUCACUGAUCAAGACAAACAGUUUCCCUAAUUACCAGUAAUGGGUUAAAUGCUAAGUCAUAAACAAAGAACAUGCACACUCAUAUUUCUUUGUAUCUUAAGAGUUAUUCAUAUAGUUUGUAAGGAUGCCGUAUUGUGCUGUUUAUAAUUGUUCAACCUCUUCAAAAGUGGACAAAAAUGUGUCAUUUUUUCGCUUCCCAAAAGAUGCAGGUCUUCAAAAAGCAUGGGUACAUUACUGUCGAAGAAGAGACCUUACAUUAACCAAAUGCAGUAAAAUAUGUGAGAAACACUUUACGCCAGAUCAGUAUUCUCGUUAUCCACCCCGUUUAGCUGAGUUAGGUUAUCCUAAUGCUCGUGCUCAGUUAAAAGAUGAUGCUGUACCCGAUGUUGAGUGGCCUACCCAAGGUGAAUGUUCAACUUCAUCAAAUACUGAGAAAAAACCAUCUGGGUAUGGUGCAUAUAGAAAGCGACAAAUACUUCAGGUAUUAAAAGAGGCUAUGAUAGAAAGUGAUGAUACUGAUCUCAGUGAUCAUAAUGUUGCAGAAGAAAGUGUAAAUGUAGAUGCAGAUGUUUCUGAAACUCAAGCAGUAACCCCUUCAUCUUUGAGUAAUGUUUCUGCAGAAUUUGAGCCAUCAACAGUUGAUAAAGCCAUCCAGGUGUUUAUUCCUGACAAUAAAGUCAAAACAAAAACAAGAAGAAUACAAACAGGAAAGUCAAAAAUAGGUUUCAAGACAGUUGAUACUGAAGUUCAGUGCAGUGAAAUUCAAUACUGUGUUAAGUGUGGUCACACUGGUCUAGAAGACAAUACAAAUAAUGCAGAAAGUCAAAAUUAUAGGGUCUAAUUUCUUCUGGAGCAAGGGAAAAUCCUUCUGAUAAGUCUUCAGCCAUUGUAUUGAAUACGUUACGUUACGGUGAGAAUUUGCAAGAAGCUCACCUCUGACGUAUAUAACACACACGUGACUCUUAUCUCAUUAACUGUCAGCACUGCUCCGAGAACUGCUUUGGCUGGUGUUUACAGAUUACUAUUUCCAGCUGUGCCUUGUUAUCAGAUGCUUGUUUAACAGAUUCAGUGUGAGAAUCUGACUUAAGGAUUAUAAAGACAAUGAUUACAGACAAA
This is a messenger RNA of Ostrea edulis (European flat oyster), 3360 nucleotides long. RefSeq names its product 52 kDa repressor of the inhibitor of the protein kinase-like. Lineage: Eukaryota; Metazoa; Mollusca; Bivalvia; Ostreida; Ostreidae. The transcript is spliced from 2 exons. The record is from RefSeq and is a predicted model, not a curated record. Bases 2369 to 3085 code for a protein of 238 amino acids.